This is a messenger RNA of Purpureocillium takamizusanense, 1877 nucleotides long. RefSeq lists its product as uncharacterized. NCBI's taxonomy places the organism in Eukaryota, Fungi, Ascomycota, Sordariomycetes, Hypocreales, Ophiocordycipitaceae. The record is from RefSeq and is a predicted model, not a curated record. Gene Ontology annotation, cellular component: mitochondrion. The transcript has 2 exons. The coding region runs from base 82 to 1482 and encodes 466 amino acids. Gene Ontology annotation, molecular function: protein-arginine omega-N symmetric methyltransferase activity.
CGACGCACCACCACCACCACCUCCUCCACCUCCACCUUCAACCGAACUGGCUGCUGCCCCUCGCCGAGCAAGCCGCCCGCCAUGGACUCCCCCGUCGUGGCCCAGCUCUUCCGGCAGCUGUUUCGCCAUCGGCCGCGGGGAUGUCAGGGCCUGCCGCCCCCAACUCUCGUCGUCCAUGGACGCUCGCCUCGCCGCAGCGCCUCCGUUUCGGCUGGCGCGCACCACUAUCUCCACACGAACGGACACUCCUGCUCCUCCCGCUCGUACGCGACGAGAGCUUCCCGCGACCGAGGCAUGAAGUCCAACGAGAGCCGCUGGCAGCAGCGCACACACAUCAUGCCCGAGGACAGGAGAGAAGAGUUCGCCGAGUACCCGUACAUGUCCAUCCAAGACCUCAAGCGGCGCACCGAGCGCCCGCGCAAGGUCAAGAUGCUGCUCCGCGACUUCAUCGACGACUCGCUGUACAACCCCUCGUACGGCUACUUCUCUAAGCAGGCAGUCAUCUUCAGUCCCGGCGAGCCCUUUGACUUCAAUGUCAUGCGCGACGAGCUCGAGUUCCAGUCAGAGCUAGGCCGUCGGUAUACCGAGUUCGAGGAUGCCCUCGACGACGCAGAGGGCAGCGAGAACCCGACCCGCCAGCUGUGGCACACGCCCACGGAGCUGUUCCGUCCCUUUUACGGCGAGGCCAUCGCCCGCUACCUCGUCUCCAACUACCGCCUUACCACCUAUCCCUACGACGAUCUGCUCAUCUACGAGAUGGGCGCCGGCCGCGGCACCCUCAUGCUCAACAUACUCGAUUACAUCCGCGAGGUCGACCCUCAGGUCUACGCCCGCACCCGCUACAACAUCAUCGAGAUCUCCCCAUCCCUUGCCGACCUGCAGAGCCGUCACCUGCUCUCCACCGCCGAGUCGCGCGGCCACCGCGAGCGCGUCGAUAUCAUCAACAAGAGCAUCUUCGAGUGGGACCGCUACGAGCCCUCCCCCUGCUUCUUCCUCGCCAUGGAGGUUUUUGACAACUUUGCCCACGACGGCAUUCGCUACGACAUGGCCACCGAGGAACCCCUUCAGGGCCACGUUCUCAUCGACGGAGACGGCGACUUCUACGAGUUUUACGUCCACGAGCUCGACCCUGUCGCCGCCCGCUUCUUCCGCGUCCGCCACGCCGCCACUGGCGGCCAGUAUCCCAAACCCUACCACUCCAAUCCCGUCCUGCGCUACCUCUCCACCAAGAUGCCCUUCGCCGCCAACCUCUCGGACCCCGAGUUCAUUCCCACCCGCCUCAUGCAGUUCUUCGACGUCCUCGAGAAGUUCUUCCCCGCCCACCGCCUCGUGACGUCCGACUUUGACGCCCUGCCCCAGGCCGUCAGGGGUCUCAACGCCCCCGUCGUGCAGACGCGGUACCAGCGACGCAUGGUGCCCGUCACGACGCCCCUGGUAAUUCUGGCCCCCUUGCCAUCUCCCCCUUUCGUGAAUGCUGACUGAUGGCGCCGGCGCGCACAUGCAGGUCCAUCAGGGGUACUUUGACAUCCUUUUCCCCACCGACUUCCGCAUCACCGAGGCCAUCUACCGCGCCAUCACGGGCAAGCUCACGCGCGUCAUGUCUCACGGCGACUUUAUGCGCCGCUGGGCCUACGUCGAGGACACGGAGACGCGCAGCGGCGAGAAUCCACUGCUGACGCACUACCGCAACGCCAGCGUCCUCGUGACUGUAUGAGUAUGCCGACUGUGGGGCUCGCCCGUUGUGGCUAUUGGAAGGAAAGUCUGCAUGAGUGGUGUGCGCAUCAUUGCUGCGGCGGUGGCUGUAACAUAUAUAGACGUGUACAUGUACAUAGAGAAAGGAACGGCAUGACAGGCGAAUAUACCCCCUUCUGGCUCGG